Molecule: messenger RNA, 599 nt
Organism: Fulmarus glacialis (Northern fulmar)
Lineage: Eukaryota; Metazoa; Chordata; Aves; Procellariiformes; Procellariidae
Gene: FFAR4
Product: free fatty acid receptor 4
Exons: 2
Biological process (GO): G protein-coupled receptor signaling pathway
Cellular component (GO): membrane
Molecular function (GO): G protein-coupled receptor activity; peptide binding
Source: RefSeq, a predicted model, not a curated record
GAGAUUCAGAUUUGCACCUUGGUUUGGCCCAGCUUUGCAGGAGAAAUAGUUUGGGAUGUGACCUUUGCCAUUGUUUUCUUUCUAGUACCAGGAUUAGUCAUUGUCAUCAGUUAUUCUAAAAUCUUACAGAUUACAAAAGCAUCAAGAAGGAGUUUAAAUGCUGGUUUAGCCUACUCAGAAAAUCAUCAGAUUCGUGUUUCCCAGCAAGACUACAAACUAUUCCGAGCUCUCUUUGUGUUGAUGAUCUCUUUCUUCAUCAUGUGGAGCCCAAUUGUAGUAAUUAUUUUUUUAAUUUUAGUCCAGAACUACAAACAAGAUUUAAAUAUUUUGCCAUCAGUUUUCUUCUGGAUAGUGUUAUUCACUUUUGCCAACUCUGCUGUCAAUCCAAUUUUGUAUAAUGUUGCUCAUUUCAGACGUAAAUGUCAGGAAAUUCUUCUCUGUUGUACAGGGAACCCUGUAAGGCAUGGGGCUGGUACAGAAACCACUGCAAGAAGAAGUAACCAUGAACAACCAAAUUUGUCUUUCAUUACCAGAUAACUAUUUAAAGUCUGAGCUGUGCCAGACUUUGGAUGUUAAUGUCUACACUAUCCCAGGUUGAA